Otolemur garnettii (small-eared galago) is the source of this 3068-nucleotide messenger RNA. RefSeq names its product sorting nexin 14 (gene SNX14). Lineage: Eukaryota; Metazoa; Chordata; Mammalia; Primates; Galagidae. The record is from RefSeq and is a predicted model, not a curated record. Gene Ontology annotation, molecular function: phosphatidylinositol-3,5-bisphosphate binding. The coding region runs from base 53 to 2890 and encodes 945 amino acids. Gene Ontology annotation, cellular component: late endosome. Gene Ontology annotation, biological process: autophagosome maturation. The transcript has 29 exons.
CGGACUUGAGAAGUCGGUGGGGUCGCCCCGGGUCCUCGCCGCGCGGACGGAGAUGCUACCCCGGGCGCGGGCGGUGGGCGAGAGGAUGAGGCAGCGGCUGCGGCUGGACGCGGGGCGCGAGCUCUGCCGCCAGUAUCCGCUGUUCUGCUUCCUGCUGCUUGGCCUCAGCGCCGCCUCCCUGCUUCUCCACAGGUAUCUUCAUGUUUUAAUGAUCUUCUGGUCAUUUGUUGCUGGAGUUGUCACAUUCUACUGCUCAUUAGGACCUGAUUCUCUCUUACCAAAUAUAUUCUUCACAAUAAAAUACAAACCCAAGUUAGCACUUCAAGAAUUAUUUCCUCAAGGUCAUAGCUGUGCUGUUUGUGGUAAAGUGAAAUGUAAACGACAUAGGCCAUCCUUGCUGCUUGAAAACUACCAGCCAUGGCUAGACCUGAAAAUUCCUUCCAAGGUUGAUGCAUCUCUCUCAGAGGUUCUUGAAUUAGUGUUGGAAAACUUUGUUUAUCCAUGGUACAGGGAUGUGACAGAUGAUGAGUCCUUUGUUGAUGAACUGAGAGUAACAUUACGGUUUUUUGCAUCUGUUUUAAUACGAAGAAUUCACAAGGUGGAUAUUCCAUCUAUUAUAACCAAGAAACUAUUAAAAGCAGCAAUGAAGCAUAUAGAAGUGAUAGUUAAAGCCAGACAGAAAGUAAAAAAUACGGAGUUUUUACAGCAGGCUGCUUUGGAAGAAUAUGGUCCAGAGCUUCACGUUGCUUUGAGAAGUCGAAGAGAUGAAUUACACUAUUUAAGGAAACUUACUGAACUACUUUUUCCAUAUAUUUUGCCUCCUAAAGCAACAGACUGCAGAUCCUUGACCUUACUUAUAAGAGAGAUUCUGUCUGGUUCUGUGUUCCUUCCUUCUUUGGAUUUCCUAGCUGAUCCAGAUACUGUGAAUCAUUUGCUUAUCAUCUUCAUAGAUGACAGUCCACCUGAAAAAGCAACUGAACCAGCUUCUCCUUUGGUUCCAUUCUUGCAGAAAUUUGCAGAACCUAGAAAUAAAAAGCCGUCUGUGCUGAAGUUAGAACUGAAGCAAAUCAGAGAGCAGCAGGAUCUUCUGUUUCGUUUCAUGAAUUUUCUGAAACAAGAAGGAGCAGUUCACGUCCUGCAGUUUUGUCUGACUGUGGAGGAAUUUAAUGAUAGGAUUUUGCGGCCAGAGUUAUCAAAUGAUGAAAUGCUAUCUCUUCAUGAAGAGUUGCAGAAGAUUUAUAAAACUUACUGUUUGGAUGAAAGUAUUGACAAAAUUAGAUUUGAUCCCUUCAUUGUGGAAGAGAUUCAAAGAAUUGCUGAAGGUCCAUAUGUAGAUGUUGUGAAACUUCAAACAAUGAGAUGUCUUUUUGAAGCAUAUGAACAUGUUCUUUCUCUCUUGGAGAAUGUGUUCACCCCUAUGUUCUGCCACAGUGAUGAGUAUUUCAGACAACUCUUAAGAGGUGCAGAAUCACCAACACGCAAUUCAAAAUUCAACAGAGGUAGCCUAAGUUUGGAUGAUUUUCGGAGCACACAGAAAAGAGGAGAAUCAUUUGGAAUCAGCAGAAUAGGGAGCAAAAUUAAGGGAGUGUUUAAGAGUACCACAAUGGAGGGAGCUAUGUUACCUAAUUAUGGUUUAGCAGAAGGUGAAGAUGAUUUUAUUGAAGAAGGUAUUGUUGUGAUGGAAGAUGACUCUCCAGUCGAAGCUGUGAGUACACCUAAUACUCCCCGGAACUUGGCUGCCUGGAGAAUCAGCAUUCCAUAUGUAGAUUUCUUUGAGGAUCCCUCCUCUGAACGGAAAGAAAAAAAGGAAAGAAUUCCUGUGUUUUGUAUUGAUGUUGAAAGAAAUGAUAGAAGAGCAGUUGGGCAUGAGCCUGAACAUUGGUCUGUCUAUAGAAGAUACCUUGAAUUUUAUGUACUUGAAUCAAAACUAACAGAAUUUCAUGGCACAUUUCCUGAUGCUCAGCUUCCUUCUAAGAGGAUUAUUGGCCCCAAAAACUAUGAAUUCUUAAAGUCAAAGAGAGAAGAAUUUCAGGAAUAUCUACAGAAACUUCUGCAGCAUCCUGAACUGAGUAAUAGUCAACUUCUAGCUGACUUUCUCUCCCCUAAUGGUGGGGAGACACAAUUUCUCGAUAAGAUAUUACCAGAUGUAAAUCUUGGCAAAAUUAUAAAAUCUGUUCCUGGAAAACUAAUGAAAGAGAAAGGUCAGCAUUUGGAACCUUUUAUCAUGAAUUUCAUUAAUUCUUGUGAAUCUCCAAAGCCUAAACCAAGUAGACCAGAACUGACCAUACUCAGCCCCACUUCUGAAAACAACAAGAAGCUUUUCAAUGAUCUGUUUAAGAAUAAUGCAAACCGUGCUGAGAAUACAGAGAGAAAGCAAAAUCAGAAUUAUUUUAUGGAGGUGAUGACUAUAGAAGGAGUCUAUGAUUACCUGAUGUAUGUAGGACGGGUGGUUUUCCAGGUUCCUGACUGGCUUCAUCAUCUCUUAAUGGGAACGCGAAUCCUCUUCAAAAACACAUUAGAAAUGUACACUGACUACUAUCUUCAGUGUAAACUAGAACAGCUCUUUCAGGAGCAUCGUUUAGUCUCACUCAUAACACUUCUCAGAGAUGCUAUAUUCUGUGAAAACACUGAGCCUCGCUCUCUCCAGGAAAAGCAAAAAGGAGCAAAGCAGACUUUUGAAGAAAUGAUGAAUUAUAUUCCAGAUCUGAUAGUCAGGUGUAUUGGCGAAGAAACCAAGUAUGAAAGCAUCAGACUUCUAUUUGAUGGCUUUCAGCAGCCAGUACUCAACAAGCAGCUUACUUAUAUGUUAUUGGACAUUGUGAUACAGGAGCUGUUUCCAGAACUGACCAAGGUACAAAAAGAAGUUACCUCUGUGUCAUCCUGGAUGUAAACGUUUGUAUUUGAUAUAGAAUAAUCUUUUAAAAUUUCUGCUGUUUCUGCUAGUGUAGUAGAAAUGUACAUUUUUCUUUUACUUUUGUAUAUUAUAUAUAUCAUGUACUUCAGUGGCUAAAAUUUUAAUUGUUUUGGUUUUAAUAAAGACUUAUACAAAUUUAAUAAUGAUUAACAGU